AUUCUUCCUUUCCCUUUCACUUCAGCCUUUCGUUUUAUUUUCUUCACCGGGCCUGGACGCCUGAGGAUUCACCUUCUUUCCAUCUUCGACCCCACUUGUUCGUUCAUCAUGCUCGCCCGUGCGACUCUCUUUGCAUCAUUCGCCACCCUGUUGGCAUCUCAAGUUCUUGCUCAUCCUCUGUUUCUACAACGCCAGGCCGUUGCUCGCUCCCCAGCUCCUCUGGAUCUCAUCACCGCAUACCCUGCUGACGUAUCCAAGAGGCAAAUAUCCCCCGAGAUCCCAGCCAGAAGCAUUGAUGGUGUCAUAACUCUGUACGACAAACGCGCCGAUGUCCCAGUUCAAGACGCUGCCAAAAGUCCUGACGGGAAUAUCGUUCCGUAUGACAAACGUGCCGAUGUUCCAGUUCAAGACGCUGCCAAAAGUCCUGAUGGGAAUAUCGUUCCGUAUGACAAACGCGCUGAUGUCCCAGUUCAAGACGCUGCCAAAAGUCCCGACGGGAAUAUCGUUCCUUACGAUAAACGUGAUGUUCUCGUUCAGCUGGCUGCGAAAAGCCCCGACGGAAACAUCGUGCCAUAUGACAAGCGAGAUGUGCCCGUCCAAGACCCUUCCAAGAGUCCUGAUGGGAACAUCGUCCCGUACGACAGACGAGAUAUUCCCCUGCAUCUAGCAGUCAAGUCUGUCCGUGGAAAGAUCGUGCUUUAUUAAGUGUGGUGCAUGUGCAUUUGUGUUGCA
This is a messenger RNA of Guyanagaster necrorhizus, 732 nucleotides long. RefSeq lists its product as uncharacterized. The record is from RefSeq and is a predicted model, not a curated record. Lineage: Eukaryota; Fungi; Basidiomycota; Agaricomycetes; Agaricales; Physalacriaceae. The coding region runs from base 109 to 705 and encodes 198 amino acids. The transcript has 4 exons.